This is a messenger RNA of Porites evermanni, 1341 nucleotides long. The record is from the annotation of a GenBank genome assembly. NCBI's taxonomy places the organism in Eukaryota, Metazoa, Cnidaria, Anthozoa, Scleractinia, Poritidae.
AUGGAAGAAGCUACUACGAGUUCGACACCCUCGAAAAACCCCUCAUACUCUGACCGUGACUUUAGAAUAAGUAAGGAGAACCUGUUUAUGGUUAUUGCCAAGCACAUGGAAGAGUUUCCGGUCAAACGAUUGGAUAUUGGUAAAUAUGAAAGAGUUGGAGCUGUACUUGUGUUGCCUAAUGACAUGAUUCAUGCUGUUGAUUGUUCUCGCAAUGGCGUGCACGGCGUGGCACGACUGUUAAUGGCACACCAAGAUAACCUUAAAGAUUGCAAAGUUUUCGUAUCUAGAAAACCAUGUUCCCUGUGCACGAAGCUACUGGUGCAGUCUAAAGUGAAGAGGGUCUUCUACCUGCCGAUUGAGCCUGAGUAUGAUUAUUUGCGGCGGGAGGGUAAAAAUGACGAUGAUUUUGCUGACGAAACGUCGCGUGUCGAUGAGCUUUUUAAAGUAAGUUCGAUUGGCCAGUCUGUGUUCGUUCCAAGAGCAGGACAAGACGUUACCGAUGUUGCUGAAAGUAAAGCAAAGACGCCGAAGAAGGAUAGAGAGGCCAAACAAAAAUAUCUCAUGGAAAACAAGUACUGGAAUGAUGAAUGGAUUAAAGUCGCUCAGUUGAAACUGCCAUGGCGAGCCUUCGAUGACAACAUGAGAGCUCAGGUGUACAAAGACUUUGAAAGCAUCACGGAAUGGAUGGCUCACGUUCUCAUUAAAUCAGAGAUAGGAGAUUCGUUUGAAGCUGUAACGAGGAAGGAAAGCAUGUCAUUUGACCCGUGCAGUAACGAUUUGGAACGAAGGCAAGCCAUUCACUUUAUGAAACUAGCAUUCUUUCUAGCGGAGCGAACAGAUGAUCCACGAAAAGGAGUUGGAGCAGUGAUAGUAAACAACUGUAAAGAUGUUGUAGGUUUAGGUUGGAACGGAUUUCCAACGAAAUCGCUUUAUGGCGAGUUUCCAAGAGCCGCCGACAAAGACCCACCCGUGGAGGGUAGAGUCGAUAAAAAGUAUUCGUAUAUCAUCCACGCUGAGCAAAACGCGCUACUGAUGCGGAACACCAAGAACAUCGUGGAUUCAACCCUGAUUGUAACGAUGACACCGUGCGAUGACUGCACUCCUCUGAUUGAGAUGCAAGGGAUCAAAACAGUUGUUUUGGGAGAAAAGAUGCGACGGGAUACAAGGGGACUGAUGAACUUUACAAAGUUUCCACAGUGGGUUGAUGAUAAAGAUGACCCGAUUGUGUGCUUUGAACUUCAAAAACAGCCGCAGUCUCAGGAAAGAAAAGCUGAUGACGACUCUAGCGUUAAAAAGGGAGAAAUAGAGUCAGCUCGUAAACAGCUCUUCACAAAAACGUAA